UUCAUUGGCCACCUCCAAACCCUUAAAUGGAGCUCCGAUUCGCGACGGAUUAGUCGUUGGCCCCGCUGAAUUGAUGGAUACCAUGGAAAAAAAAGGUCUAUUUGGGAGGUCAGAGCUGAAAUGUAGUCGUUGUGAUAAAACAUUGUGUGCGCCCGAGAAUCAAAUAAUUAAAACCGUAGUUUGUUUGAGAGUUUUACAAAGGAUGGGAGGAAAUGAUUCAUGAUGGAAUCACAAAGAAAAACAGGCCCGAAGAUCUGUGUCUUUGCAAAGCUGAGAGAUUGAAGAUGGAAUUAUUGCAGGGUGGCGAUGAGUCUGGUGGGGAGAGUGAUAGCUUUGAUUGGAACAGCGAAGAUGAGCGUGAAAUUGAGAACUUUCAGUCUUCUUCUUUACGUUUAACUGUUCCUAAUGGAGCGGUUCUCACUGGGUCUGGAGAGGCAAGCCCCUCUGCAGGUCCAUCUAAUUCCAAGGUAUUUGAUCAUUUCGUGAGUAUGGGAUUUCCGAGAGAAAUGGUCUCCAAAGUAAUUGAGGAAUAUGGUGAGGAAAAUGAAGACAAACUACUUGAAGAACUUCUCUCGUACUCGGUUAUAGAAAGUUCUCCUCAGCCCCAACAGCGAAUUGAACCAAAUCAUUGCUCUUUGGUUUUAGAAAGUCCCCAUCAACCACAAGUAAAAAUUGAGCCAGAUCUUAGCUCUUCUGAAGGUGGAGUGAGCUCUUGGGAAAACUCAGAUUCUGAUGCUUUAUCCGAUGAGGAGGAAAUGACGAAAUCUCUUCGUGGGAGUGACAACAUUGUAUUGACGUUGGUGAAAAUGGGGUACAAGCAGGAUGAAGCCCUAAUUGCCAUAGAAAGAUUAGGUUGCAACUCUUCUGUAGAUGAACUAAUAGAUUUUAUAGGUGUUGCUCAAAUGGCAAAGGCUGAAGAUGCUCUUCUACCUCCUGAAGAAAAGCCUGGCAUUUCUAAGUUAAAUAAGCGAAGAUAUUAUGAAUUAGAAGUGUUGGGAAGGAAAAGGCCUAAAAGCUGUGAGAAGAGAAUAAUCAGUGAAGAUGAUGAUGAGCCACUUCAUCUUCCAAACCCGAUGAUUGGUUUUGGGGUUCCUACUGAGCCAGCUAUCAUAAAACACAGAAAACUUCCAGACGAUGCUGUUGGGCCUCCUUACUUCUAUUAUGAAAAUGUGGCACUUGCACCAAAGGGGGUUUGGCAAACUAUUUCUAGGUUCUUGUAUGAGGUGGAACCUGAAUUUGUUGACUCAAAGUUUUUCUGCGCUGCAGCCAGGAAAAGGGGCUAUAUCCACAAUCUUCCCAUUGAAAACAGAUUCCCACUUCUUCCACUUCCGCCACGUACAAUACAUGAGGCGUUUCCCCUAACAAGGAAGUGGUGGCCUUCAUGGGACACUAGGACCAAACUAAAUUGUCUGCAAACAGCUAUUGGCAGUGCAAAACUAACAGAGAGAAUCAGGAAGGCUCUAGAGAACUAUGAUGGAGAGCCACCUGAGGAUGUCCAAAGGUUUGUUCUUGAGCAGUGUCGGAAAUGGAAUCUGGUUUGGGUGGGAAGGAAUAAGGUUGCUCCACUAGAGCCUGAUGAAGUUGAAACACUGUUGGGUUUCCCAAGGAACCACACUAGAGGAGGCGGGAUAAGUCGAACUGACAGAUACAAGUCACUUGGCAAUUCAUUCCAGGUCGACACAGUGGCAUACCACUUGUCAGUUCUGAAGGACAUGUAUCCCAAUGGUAUGAACAUUCUUUCUCUGUUUUCUGGGAUCGGCGGUGCUGAGGUUGCCCUUCAUCGUCUUGGCAUCCCCCUUAAGAACGUUGUUUCAGUUGAGAAGUCAGAAGUGAACAGAAACAUAGUUCGAAGCUGGUGGGAGCAAACAAACCAGAAGGGUAAUCUUAUUGACUUGGAUGAUGUGCAACAGCUAAACGGCGAUCGUAUCGAGAAGCUGAUGAACACAUUUGGGGGUUUCGAUCUCAUUGUUGGCGGCAGCCCUUGCAACAACCUUGCUGGGAGCAAUAGGGUAAGCAGGGAUGGAUUAGAGGGUAAAGAAUCUUCCCUCUUUUUUGAUUACUGCCGUAUUCUUGACUUGGUUAAGAAUAUAAUGACCACCAACCAAUGAACUAUGUCUAAAGAAAGAAAGAAAGAAAAAGGGAAAAAAAAACUGUGUUUAAUGUUCUUUGUAAAGUCCAAACAUUUUGGAUGUUAUCUAACUUGGAAACAGUUCCCACCCCAUUUUUGUUGCCAAAGUAAAGGCAACGGGUUUAAAUAAGUUUUCAUUUUUCACAUUUGUGAUUUCACUUUUACUAUUUUAAGAAAAUGACAUUGAAGACUCUUCGACUUAUUUUUA
This is a messenger RNA of Arachis duranensis, 2336 nucleotides long. Its product is annotated as DNA (cytosine-5)-methyltransferase DRM2. The transcript has 11 exons. The coding region runs from base 213 to 2108 and encodes 631 amino acids. Gene Ontology annotation, cellular component: nucleus. The record is from RefSeq and is a predicted model, not a curated record. Gene Ontology annotation, molecular function: DNA (cytosine-5-)-methyltransferase activity. NCBI's taxonomy places the organism in Eukaryota, Viridiplantae, Streptophyta, Magnoliopsida, Fabales, Fabaceae.